Molecule: messenger RNA, 753 nt
Organism: Impatiens glandulifera
Lineage: Eukaryota; Viridiplantae; Streptophyta; Magnoliopsida; Ericales; Balsaminaceae
Product: acyl-protein thioesterase 2-like
Exons: 9
Coding region: 1-753 (250 amino acids)
Molecular function (GO): hydrolase activity
Source: RefSeq, a predicted model, not a curated record
AUGAGUUAUUCGAAUUCUUCAACUGGUUCUGGUAGUCGAGUAGCUAAGAGGACUCUAGAAUUCGGGAGGACUUAUGUAGUGAAGCCAAAGGCUAAGCACCAAGCUACAAUUGUUUGGUUACAUGGCAUUGGUGAUACUGGCUCAAGCUGUUCCCAAAUGUUGGAAACUCUUCCUCUUCCAAAUAUUAAGUGGAUAUGUCCAACUGCCCCUACACGUCCCGUGGCUAUGUUUUGCGGGUUCCCAUGCAAUGCAUGGUUUGAUGUAAGUGAAUUCGACGACCCAGAUGACCUCGAAGGUUUGGAUGGCUCAGCAGCACACAUUGCAAACCUAUUGUCAGCAGAACCAGCUGAUGUUAAACUUGGAAUUGGAGGGUUUAACAUGGGGGCAGCAACUGCUCUCUAUUCAGCAAGUUGCUAUUCACAUGGAAGAUUUGGAAAUGGGUCUCCAUAUCCAAUCAAUUUGAAAGCUAUUGUUGGCCUAAGUGGCUGGUUUCCUUCUUCAGGGAUCUUGAGGAACAAGAUACAUGCAUCCAAUGAAGCAGCGAGACGUGCUGCGGCUUUGCCAAUCCUACUUUGCCAUGGAAAAUGUGAUGAUGUAGUCCCGUCUAAAUAUGGAAACAAGUCGGCUCAAACCUUGAGCCAGGCUGGAUUUCCAUGUGUUACACUGAAAAUCUACGAUGGGCUUGGUCACUACAUAGUCCCUAAAGAGAUGGAGGAUGUCUGCAAUUGGCUCAAGGCAAUAAUGGGGUUCUGA